Paramacrobiotus metropolitanus is the source of this 2604-nucleotide messenger RNA. RefSeq names its product dynein intermediate chain 3, ciliary-like. Gene Ontology annotation, molecular function: dynein light chain binding; dynein heavy chain binding. Gene Ontology annotation, cellular component: outer dynein arm. Gene Ontology annotation, biological process: outer dynein arm assembly; cilium movement. The transcript is spliced from 12 exons. The coding region runs from base 128 to 2335 and encodes 735 amino acids. The record is from RefSeq and is a predicted model, not a curated record. NCBI's taxonomy places the organism in Eukaryota, Metazoa, Tardigrada, Eutardigrada, Parachela, Macrobiotidae.
UUAAAAAACGUAAACAUAAGUGCAAAUUACGUACUGUUACUAGUAACAGCACACGGUAUAGUAGCGUGUACACCGAAGCUUUUACCGUUUUGCAUCAAUCAGAUAGGUAUAAUUGUUUUGCACUGACAUGUCUGACCGUAAGCCCGCUGAAUCAGGCGACACACCCGCCGAACCGGAACCUCCUUAUCCGCGUCUGCGGGCGUUUAUUCCGAAACAGUUACGAGAUUUCGGCCACUUUAUCCAGUAUGAACAUGUGGAGCCGGUGCAUAUCAUUCAGCGUCCCAGUAAUCGGGAACGUCAAGAUCUGUUUGUAGAAAAAAUCUUUACCAGUGUCGGCAUCCAAGAGGGCUGCACCCGCUCCAUCAACUCUACGCAGACGGAACUACCGGAAACAGAGACACGCUCUGUUAAUUUCGUGGAAGGCGCCUGGCCCAAGGAUGUCCAGGUCACGGAUCCCGAACAGACGCAGCGCUAUCGAAAGAUUAUCGAAAAGGAAGAACCGUACAUCACAUUUUUUACAGCUGCCGGAAAGGAAGUGGAAGAAAUGGCUAAGGAUAACAACAUUUUCAACUACCUGGAACAAUAUUUCGACGAAGACGAGGUUGACGUGACGUAUCAAGACGGCUUCAAAUGCCAGCUUAUUGCAGAGUACCACGAUUCUACCUGCAACUACAACCGGAAAGUUCAGGACUUAUUCUUCUUCCCGAAAGACGCGGGUAGAGUGGCAGUGGCUUAUCAGGAAAUUGGUCAGAACGAUAUUCCCUACAAUGAUGCCGCUCUCUUUGGAUCCAUAUGGGAUGUUAAUCUUCUGUACAAACCGCUGCAGAAUUUUAUACCGCCUUUUCGCCUGUAUUCCAUUAUAUACAAUCCGAAAGAUAUUAACAGUAUAGUUGGAUCACUCUGGAGCGGACAACUUUGUCAAUGGGAUCUGCGGGCGGGAGAAGAACCUAACGUAAUCACAGAUCUAGAUGUGGGCCAUCUUAAGAUCUGCCGAAAAGUGCAGUGGCUGCAGUCAAAAACUAUGACGGAUUUGGUGUCAGUUGGUAUGGAUGGACAGAUGAUAUUCUGGGAUAUACGCAAAUGGAACGAGCCCGUUGAGAAAAUCAUCUUGGAUCCCAACCGCACGAAGAACCCGGCGAUGUCCGACGGUGCCCCUUGCGCUUGUGUGGAUUUCGACCAAGGCAUUCCCAGUCGAUUGUGCGCUGGCAGCGAGAAAGGCUACAUCUUCAACAUCAACCGCAAGUCCAAAAGUGCCCAUGAGAAGAUUACAUGGGUGUGGAAGGACAUAAUCACACCGGUACUCACGCUGCAGCGCAACCCAGCCCAUCCGCGUUACAUGUUGACCGUCAGCUGUGACGAUGUCAAGAUUUUUGCGGAUGACUGUCGUGAUAGCUGGAUCAUCAAUACCAGACCACAGGAAGGUCACUUUACAUGCGGAUGCUGGAGCCCGACACGUUGUGGUGUCUUUGUGACCACUCAGACCACCGGACAGUUUUGCGCAUGGGAUCUGAAUCGCGGGGCACGAUGUGUUGCGCCUACCGCAUCAUUGCAGGUGGAUCUGCAAUGUUUGACGUGUGUGACGCCACAUGAGGAAGGUCGGUUGUAUGCCGUCGGGACAAUGAAAGGAACAUGGGGCGUCGUCGAAGUCAGCAAUGCACUGUACAUUCCCACGCAGAAAGAAAAGACGGAUGUGGGAGAGUUAUUCGAAAGAGAAGGUCGGCGAGAGAAGAUUCUCGAAGGGCGCGGCCGUGAGAAAUUGGCUGCCAUUAAGAAGGAAGCGGCCGCACGUGUCGAAGCCAUUGCUCUGGCGCAAAAAGCCGGUAAAUCUCUACCGGCCUUUGAGCCGGAAGAUGUAUUGGAUCCUGUGUACAAUAUGCCGUUCCGUCCCGGUCCGAUUAUACCACCGGAACCGGCGGCCAAGAAAGACAUUGUUAAAGAUAAAACAACUGACGUCUACCAGGAAUCUAUCCGCCAAUAUGAGCAGUGGGUAGCCGAUGAAGACGAGGAGAUGCGGCACAAUCUCCUGCCGCAGUUCUUCGACUGGCAAGUGGAGGACGAAGGCCCCGGCAGCAUUAUGCGCAAAAUGGGGGAACGGGUGCCGCGCAAUCGCGGCAUUCCCACCGAUGUGCCACUGAGCGCCGCUGCCCAGGCAGCACGUGAUGCUGUGCCGGUGGUGGAGUAUCAGCUGGGUGUGGAUGAGGCACCGAGCCGACCGCUGGAGACGGUGCAGUCCGGCCCGCAGCCGCCUGAACCCGGCGAGCAGGUGGAGCUGCCGAUGGAUUUCGCAGCGGAGACUAAAGAGAUGGUAGAAACAGCCGAGCCACAAGCACCGUAAAGUGGCAAUAUCCCUGGAAGCGUUUUGACCGCAGGCAGAUACCGAAUUGUACCAAAGCGGGUUUUUAUAUAGUGUCGCUUCACCUUCACUUGCCUAAGGCAUUUUGUGCUCGCAUUUCAGCAGUGUGGUAAGCAAGUGUUUUCUACUUUCGGUGAUGCACGGAUUUUCUAAGGUGUUGAUUUUCGGUGUGCAAUCUUUAGAGUAUAGCCAAGAUGUCGGAUGUAGAAGAUUUGGAUAUACGAACAAUACCGAUUAUUUUGUACAUAAUG